AUGCUUCGCGGAAACUCAAUCAAGCUCCUCACAGGGAACAGCCAUCCAGAGCUCGCUCAGGCUGUAGCCGAGCGGCUUAACAUUCAGCUCACGCCAUGCGUCGUCAGGAAGUUCUCGAACGGCGAGACAAGUGUGAAGAUUAGCGAGUCCAUUCGAGAGGAGGACGUGUUCAUCAUCCAGAGCGGUUCCGGAGACGCGAAUGAUAACCUAAUGGAACUGCUUAUCCUCAUUUCUGCGUGCAAAACUGCCUCUGCGCGUCGAAUCACUGCCGUCAUUCCGUGUUUCCCAUAUGCGCGUGCUGAUAAGAAGGACAAGUCGCGGGCGCCUAUCACGGCAAAGCUGGUUGCGAAUAUGCUAGUGGUUGCUGGUUGCGACCACGUUAUUACGAUGGACCUCCAUGCCAGCCAAAUCCAGGGUUUCUUCGAUAUUCCUUGUGAUAAUUUAUUCUCCGAGCCUUUGAUGAUUGGCUACAUCAAACGUGAGAUUGAUGGCUGGAAAAACGGGAUUGUUGUUACACCAGAUGCUGGGGGUGCAAAACGUGCGACCGCCAUUGCAGACAAGCUGGGCAUUGAGUUUGCUCUCAUUCAUCGGCAACGCAAAAAUGGCAAUGGUCCCGAGCAGAUGCACAUUCUUGUUGGAGAGGUCAGGGACAAGGUUGCUAUUCUCGUGGAUGACAUGAUUGACACCGGCACUACGCUUUCCUUAGCCGCCAACGCGUUGAAAGAUGGCGGCGCAAGCGCUAUUUACUGCCUUGUCUCUCAUGGUCUGCUAUCAGAAACGAACUUCGCGCUCCUCGAAUCACUUCCAAUAAAAGAGCUAGUCGUUACAAACACUGUUCCUCAAAAGCAGCAUUGCGAUGGCUUAUCAAAACUUCACGUUAUAGAUAUCUCCUCCACCAUCUCGGAGAGUAUCCGCCGAACGCAUAAUGGCGAGAGUAUAUCAUUACUGUUUGGGGACUGGUUAGGAGCUGGCGCGAACUAG
Messenger RNA from Fomitiporia mediterranea MF3/22, 981 nucleotides. RefSeq names its product phosphoribosyl pyrophosphokinase. The transcript has 5 exons. Bases 1 to 981 code for a protein of 326 amino acids. Gene Ontology annotation, biological process: purine nucleotide biosynthetic process; 5-phosphoribose 1-diphosphate biosynthetic process; ribonucleoside monophosphate biosynthetic process. The record is from RefSeq and is a predicted model, not a curated record. Gene Ontology annotation, molecular function: ribose phosphate diphosphokinase activity; magnesium ion binding. Lineage: Eukaryota; Fungi; Basidiomycota; Agaricomycetes; Hymenochaetales; Hymenochaetaceae. Gene Ontology annotation, cellular component: cytoplasm; ribose phosphate diphosphokinase complex.